AUGACGACGCUGAAAGUUCUCCUCAACCAUCCGCGGUCGGAUCACAUUGACAGCUCCUACACCAUGCUGGGAGGCGCCAUCACUCCCUCGGAAUCCGUCUAUCGACCUUCAUCCCAUCAAACUUCUCACCCAUCAUCUCACUUGGACACCGGCAGUUCCAGGUCCACGUCGACCAAUACCACCCCCACUUCCUCCACAGCCCCGCCAUCAACGUCCGCCGCCGCCUCUGCUCGUCUGCACUCCCACUCUUCGCAUGAUGUGCCUGCCUAUAUCAACCGGUCAUCUCACACACCCUCUCAACCGUCCACGCGAGAAUCUUCAGCCACGCCGGGAUCGACAUACACCCAGCCUCCCUCAAUGAGUUCCACCCAUGUGCCUUAUGCCGACUCUUCCACUUACCCCGCGUUCCAUCGCUCCCAACAUGUGAGUACCAACCAGGCUGCAGCAGCGCCGAUCACCGGUUCUCACCGGGAGAGCCACUCAUCUCCCGCUUCACCUCGGCUGAAGCCGACACAUCAGUCUCUGCGGUCGCUGGGUGGCUCAGAAGCGAACUCCCCGAGUCGCAUCAAAGUCCGUGAUCUGUCUCAUAUCCAGAGCUUUGCCAGCGAAGAAUUUUUGGCCCAGUCGCAGAGAGAUCAAGUGCCCGGGCAGUGGUCCCAGGAGCGCCAGUAUGAGAUUAGCUCUAUGCCAGUCACCGAUAUCAUUGAGAUGGUUGCUGGACUUCUUACGAAAAUCACCACGACCAAUGACACACACCAUGAGCAGAUUCAUCGACACAUUCCUCCCCCUGAUGGCACAGCAAGCCUUAGCCCGCAAGCUACGAGUGUGCUUGCGUUCCAUGGCAAGAAUGUACCGAGCAUCAGCAUUCUCAGCUAUUUGACUCGCAUUCAUAAGUACUGUCCAACUACUUAUGAGGUCUUCCUAAGCCUAUUAGUGUACUUUGAUCGCAUGACUGAGCUAGUGAAUAAAGGCCAAUUGGAGCGUCUCCAGCGGCGCUGGGGACACAUCCAACCGGACUCCGCCUCUCGGCCAGGGUCUCAGGAGUCGGCAGUAAAACCUGCGCAUGGCUCGCCCAUGGUGACUCCCCCAUCUUCUGCUGGAAUGAGAGCACAGGACCCGACAAGUCCAUCAUCUAUAUCACCGUCUUUGCACCCCCAGGAGGAAGACGACUACUUUUCCCAAUUUUUUGUUGUCGAUAGUUUUAACAUUCACCGGCUGGUCAUCGCGGGCGUGACCUGUGCCAGUAAAUUCUUUUCCGAUGUUUUCUAUACUAAUUCUCGAUACGCGAAGGUGGGAGGUCUUCCGCUGGUUGAGCUGAACCACCUCGAGCUUCAAUUCUUACUACUAAAUGAUUUUCGACUCUCAAUACCAGUUGAAGAAUUGGAAGCAUAUGGAACCAUGCUUGUCGAAUUUUAUGCACGGGAGAUUGUUGCUCAACAACAGCAACAGCAGCAGAUAGCAUCUCAAACAGGGGUGCCUCGUGCGUUCGGCUCAUCUACGGGGACGGACCCUCAAUCGGAUGCGAUGUAUAUGCGGUCUUACGAGAAGCGUCGCCCCGAUCAGCCGGAAAUUCGACAGACCCCAACGCCACCGUAA
Aspergillus oryzae RIB40 is the source of this 1596-nucleotide messenger RNA. Its product is annotated as putative cyclin-dependent protein kinase complex component. The transcript is spliced from 3 exons. The coding region runs from base 1 to 1596 and encodes 531 amino acids. The record is from RefSeq and is a predicted model, not a curated record. NCBI's taxonomy places the organism in Eukaryota, Fungi, Ascomycota, Eurotiomycetes, Eurotiales, Aspergillaceae. Gene Ontology annotation, cellular component: nucleus; cyclin-dependent protein kinase holoenzyme complex. Gene Ontology annotation, molecular function: protein kinase binding; cyclin-dependent protein serine/threonine kinase regulator activity. Gene Ontology annotation, biological process: regulation of cyclin-dependent protein serine/threonine kinase activity.